AUGGACCUCACCGACCCGACCUUCGUGCUCGGGAAGAACACCGGCGAGCUCAAGGCCUUCUACAACCUCGGAGCGAAGCUGGGCGAGGGCCAGUUCGGCAUCGCGCGGCAGGCGGUAUGUAAGAAGACGGGGCGCACGAUGGCGUGCAAGACGAUCGAGAAGCGCAAGCUGGCGUGCGUCGAGGACGUGGAGGAUGUGCGGCGCGAGGUGCAGAUCAUGAACCACCUCGCGGGGCACUCGAACAUCGUGAAGAUCGAGGACUCGUUCGAGGACCGGCGCGCGGUGCACAUCGUGAUGGAGAUGUGCUCCGGCGGCGAGCUGUUCGACCGCAUCGUCGAGGCGAAGCACUACAGCGAGAAGAAGGCCGCCGACAUGGCGCGGACGAUCGUGGAGGCGGUGGCCUACAUGCACGACAUGGGCGUGAUCCACCGGGACCUGAAGCCGGAGAACUUCCUGCUCGUGGACAACUCGGCGGACUCGCCGAUCAAGUUCACGGACUUUGGGCUGUCGGUCUUCUUCAAGGAGGGCGACAAGUUCGCGGACACGGUCGGGUCGGCGUACUACAUCGCGCCCGAGGUGCUGGACCGCGCGGUGAACCCGAAGACGCGCCGGCUGGAGUCCCGGAAGCCGCAGUACGCCGAGAAGAUCGACGUGUGGUCGUGCGGGGUGAUUUUGUACAUCCUGCUGGCGGGCGUGCCGCCGUUCUGGGGCAACAACACGGACGAGAUCUUCGAGGAGAUCCUGCUCGGGAAGCUGGACCUGUCGAGCCACCCAUGGGACCGCAUCAGCGACGGCGCCAAGGCGUGCAUCAAGCGCAUGCUCACGCGGGACCCGCGGAAGCGGCCGAGCGCGAGCGAGAUGCUGCGCGACCCGUGGCUGAUGAAGGGCGGCAUCGCGCCGGACCGCGAGCUGGACAACGUGGUGGCGCAGCGCCUGAAGGCCUUCAAGAACAUGAACAACCUGAAGAAGAAGGCCAUGCAGGUCAUCGCGUCGCACCUGGACAAGGACGAGAUCGCGGGGCUCGAGAACAUGUUCAAGGCGAUCGACACGGACAACAGCGGGACGAUCACCAUCGACGAGCUCCGGAGCGCCAUGCAGAAGGGCCACUACAAGAUCACCGAGGACGACAUCAAGUUCCUGAUGGAGGCCGCGGACGUGGACGGCAACGGCGAGAUCGACUACAAGGAGUUCAUCGCCGCCACCAUCCACAACUCGAAGCUCGAGAAGGACGAGCUCAUCUUCAAGGCGUUCAAGGCCUUUGACAAGAACGGCGACGGCGUGCUCUCCAUCUCGGAGAUCACCGAGGCGCUCAAGGACAUGAACGUCGACGACGCCGAGGUCCGGCGCAUCAUCAAGGAGGUGGACAAGGACGGCAACGGCGAGGUCGACUACGAGGAGUUCCUCGUCAUGAUGCGCGGCGAACAGCUCGCCUCGCAGCAGUCCGUCUCGCGCAGGCGCGGGGUCAAGCUCUGA
This is a messenger RNA of Pedinophyceae sp. YPF-701, 1473 nucleotides long. The record is from the annotation of a GenBank genome assembly. NCBI's taxonomy places the organism in Eukaryota, Viridiplantae, Chlorophyta, Pedinophyceae.